ACAACAAAGUUAUUAUCGAGUUCACAUAUUGCGGUGGAAUUUUCCAGUGUCGUUUAGAUUUUAUAAAGUGUAAACUGUCAUCGAAGUGUGAAAAAAAACAAGAAAGAGUUGCUAAAAUAAUACAUUAUUAAAUAGAUUGUGAAUUUUAUUUAUAUUUUCACUAAUUUUUUAAUCUUAUCAGUUCAAAUUAUUUUAAGCUUUCCUUAGAAGAAAAAUAUUAUUUGAAAAUUUGGUGUUAAAAAACUGACUCUCUAAAGCAGUAAUAAUGUAUUUUUGUUAAAAUUUCUAAGCACGGAACAGCGUUAUGUAAGAAUUGAGAAAUGACUGUAGUGACUUUGCAUGAAAAAGUGACUAAAAAGUGAUUUGAAAAAAAGUGACUUCAGUGGCUGUGUGGCAGGCCUGACCAAAGGUUUUGGAAAAGUCCAAAACAUCGAAAGUCAAUGACAGUCAAGGAUCUGAAUCUGUCUGAAAGAAGUCGCAAGUUGUCAAAAUAUAAAAUGGAAUUUUGCACCAAAAGUUUUUGUGAACAAAAAAGUAAAGUUGUGUCCCGAAAUAUUUAAGAACUAGAAAAGAAGAUCAAUGAAUUCAUCUCUAGGAAAAAUUCACUCUUAAAUUUUAUCCACCAAAACAUAAAUCAUGUCGACAACUUUGAUAAGGUCCUUGAAUCGAAGAUCGCCUUUGUGUUUGAGCAUUUGCAGAUAUGCAGCCACAAAUAGCACGGGUCCAUGUGCGGUUUACGAUUUGGUGGUUGUUGGUGGGGGAAUUGUUGGGUGUGCGACUGCAAGGGAAAUGCUAGUGAGGCAUCCAAAUUUGAAAAUCGCUAUUGUGGAAAAAGAAAAAGAUGUUGCGAUGCACCAAACUGGUCACAAUAGUGGAGUUGUUCACGCUGGAAUAUAUUAUGUGCCUGGAAGCAUGAAGGCAAAACUUUGCGUGGAAGGGAUGAAACUUUCCUACGACUAUUUUUGCAAGAACGACAUACCUCAUAAAAAAGUAGGAAAAUUUAUAGUUGCCAAAAACCAGAGUGAAAUAACAGGUCUGCAUGAACUUUAUGAAAGAGCAUCAAAAAACAAAGUCCCUGAUCUGGAACUUGUCGAAAAGGACUGUAUGCAAAACUACGAGCCAAAAGUCAAGGGCGAGAAGGCACUUUGGUCUCCAUGGACUGGAAUAGUAGAUUGGGGACUUGUUUGUCGACACUUUGCUGACGAAUUCAAAAAAAUGGGUGGCGAGAUCUUCCUUAAUUACGAAGUCACCGGAUUUGCAGAAUGUGCCGAGUCGAAAGGUUCUUCUGAAUACGUUCCAAUUUCCAUUAAUUCAAAAACAAAGACUAUACUGAGCAAAUAUGCUGUAACUUGUGCCGGUUUACAUUCCGAUCGCGUUGCCGUAAUGACUGGUUGUGAAUUGAGUCCUCGAAUCAUUCCAUUUCGGGGAGAAUAUCUUAUAUUGAAGGAUGAAAAAAAACAUCUCGUCACAACGAAUAUAUAUCCAGUUCCAGAUCCGAGAUUUCCAUUCCUAGGGGUUCAUUUUACGCCUAGAAUGAGUGGAGACAUUUGGUUAGGUCCUAAUGCUGUUCUAGCAUUAGCUAGGGAAGGAUAUAGCUGGAAGGAUGUCAACAUCAAAGACUGCAUAGAAUUAUUUUCAUCCCCAGGAUUCUAUAAAUAUAUCUUUAGGAACCUAGGCCCGGGAAUAAGGGAGAUGAUGAAAUCAGUUUAUUAUCCUCUCGCUGUGAAAGAGGCACAACAUUUUUUGCAAGAACUUUCAGUCAAAGAUGUAAAAAGAGGGCCAGCGGGAGUAAGAGCUCAGGCUAUGACUGACGAUGGAAAAUUGGUGGAUGAUUUCGUAUUCGACGGAGGAAAAGGAACUAUCGGAAGCAGAGUAAUGCACGUACGAAAUGCUCCGUCGCCAGCUGCCACCAGUAGUAUGGCGAUAGCAAAAUUCAUUUCAGACAAAAUCGAAAACGACUUUAAAUUUUAAUCCUUUCUCGAAUUUUGGUCUUAAUUUUUUUUAUUCAACUCCUUAUGUCCCUUCAGAAGGACUAAUUUUGUACAUAAUUUAAAGUCUUAAGAGGUAAUUAAAAAAAAUUAAAUUAAUUAAAAAAUUAAAUCAACGCAGAUACAAAUUUACAACGAUGAUCUCGAAAUUCAUUCCAAAAGAGAUUUUCGACUCUAGAUUUUUUGUUUACAAAGCAAAUUACAAAUAGAGAAGAAAUUUAAAAUGUGAGAAUUUAAUUCUUCUUUUGUGGAAGAAAAUAAUUAUUUAAGAAAGGUGUAUAUUUACAGGUGUAACUUUUGCUAGAAAAGAUUGUUCACAAGCCUUCCUCUCUCUUUAUGUACAAUAUGGACAAUAAAAUUGUUUAUAUAAUUCAUACGAA
Belonocnema kinseyi is the source of this 2368-nucleotide messenger RNA. RefSeq names its product L-2-hydroxyglutarate dehydrogenase, mitochondrial (gene L2HGDH). The coding region runs from base 637 to 1971 and encodes 444 amino acids. The transcript is spliced from 8 exons. The record is from RefSeq and is a predicted model, not a curated record. Gene Ontology annotation, molecular function: (S)-2-hydroxyglutarate dehydrogenase activity; (S)-2-hydroxy-acid oxidase activity. Lineage: Eukaryota; Metazoa; Arthropoda; Insecta; Hymenoptera; Cynipidae.